Messenger RNA from Notolabrus celidotus (New Zealand spotty), 8136 nucleotides. RefSeq names its product TAO kinase 2a (gene taok2a). The record is from RefSeq and is a predicted model, not a curated record. Gene Ontology annotation, molecular function: ATP binding; protein kinase activity. Gene Ontology annotation, biological process: protein phosphorylation. The coding region runs from base 478 to 3909 and encodes 1143 amino acids. Lineage: Eukaryota; Metazoa; Chordata; Actinopteri; Labriformes; Labridae. The transcript is spliced from 20 exons.
UUCCGGUCAGCACUAAGCCCCGCCCCUCAGUCUGAGCCAUCUUAGAACAAAAAACGGUCCAGAAACACUCCGAGCUCAGGAUGGGGCGCAGACAUUAGGCGGGAUCAGUUUGUUUUAAUAACCUGAGUGGAACGGGACAGCAUGCUGGAGAGUGGAGCUCCACGGAGGAACAUCAGCCACACCCCGUUACUAAGCUAACCUCAACAUUAGCUCCGAGCUAUCACAGCUAAGCUAGCCAAUUAGCCGAGGCUAGUCACAGUCUCGAGGUUCCGCCGAACCAGCAGAUAAAACUAUAAAGUGUUUAAAUAUUUAACUGCCUCACUUGAACCAGGAGGAACUAAAGCAACGAUGGGCCGAACGUAGAACUGAUUAUCUACAGAGGAGACACCAGGACAUGAGGAGAGAGGCGCGCUAGCUUGGCUGCUAACAGUUGUUUUCCGUUCCCCAGUGGAACCUCCAGAAGCCGCGGCCCUGGCCAUGCCCUCGAGUGCACGGGCGGGCAAUCUAAAAGACCCGGAUGUGGCAGAUCUCUUCUGCAAAGAUGAUCCAGAGAAGCUUUUUGCAGACCUGCGAGAGAUCGGCCAUGGCAGCUUCGGGGCUGUUUACUUUGCCCGUGACGUGCGCAACAAUGAGGUGGUGGCCAUCAAGAAAAUGUCCUACAGCGGCAAGCAGACGAACGAGAAAUGGCAGGACAUCAUCAAAGAGGUGAAGUUCCUGCAGAAGCUUCGCCACCCAAACACCAUCGAGUAUCUGGGAUGUUACCUGAAGGAGCACACAGCAUGGCUGGUGAUGGAGUACUGCCUCGGCUCCGCCUCAGACCUCCUUGAAGUUCACAAAAAGCCGCUCCAGGAAUUUGAAAUAGCUGCUAUUACCCAUGGUGCACUGCAGGGAUUAGCAUAUCUUCACUCUCACAACAUGAUUCACAGGGACGUGAAAGCAGGAAACAUCCUGCUGACAGAACCGGGUCAGGUCAAACUCGGGGACUUUGGUUCCGCCUCAAUCAUCUCUCCAGCUAACUCCUUCGUAGGGACUCCGUACUGGAUGGCUCCUGAGGUGAUCUUAGCCAUGGAUGAGGGCCAGUAUGACGGGAAGGUGGACGUCUGGUCCCUGGGCAUCACCUCUAUAGAGCUGGCGGAGAGGAAGCCUCCUCUGUUCAACAUGAAUGCUAUGAGUGCCUUAUAUCAUAUCGCUCAGAAUGAAAGCCCCGUCCUUCAGUCCAAUCACUGGUCUGAUUCCUUCCGCAACUUUGUGGACUCUUGCCUACAGAAGAUUCCCCAGGACCGGCCUACCUCUGACGUGCUGCUGAAUCAUCGGUUUUUGUGCCGCGAGCGUCCUCUGACGGUGAUCAUGGACUUGAUCGCAAGAACCAAGGAUGCAGUGCGGGAGCUGGACAACCUGCAGUACCGCAAGAUGAAGAAGAUCCUCUUCCAGGAGACCCAACAGAACGGCCCUGUGUCGGAGGGAGGGGAGGAUGAGGAGGAGGUGGAGCAGUACCUGUUGCGGACGGGAACAGUGAACAGCAUGGAGAGCUCUCAGUCCGUACCCAGCAUGUCCAUCUCUGCCAGCUCCCAGAGCAGCUCUGUCAACAGUCUGGCCGACGCCUCUGAUGACAGCAGCAGUGAGAUGGCCAUGAUGCAGGAAGGCGAGCACACGGUGACCUCCAACAGCUCCAUCAUCCACAGACCGACGGGUCAGGAUAACAUCUAUGAUGAUCCCUACCAACCAGAGAUGGACCAACCGCAGGUUGCCUCAGCUGGACGCCGCCGAGUCUACUAUCGCAACAGAGACCACUUUGCCACCAUCAGAACCGCCUCGUUGGUGACCCGACAGAUCCAGGAGCACGAGCAGGGCUCAGCGCUGCGAGAGCAGAUGUCUGGGUACAAGCGGAUGAGGCGGCAGCACCAGAAGCAGCUGAUGGGGCUGGAGAACAAGCUGAAGGCGGAGAUGGACGAGCACCAGCUGAAGCUCGACAAGGAGCUGGAGAAUCAGAGGAACAGCUUCUCCACAGAGGUUGACAAACUCGUGAAGAAGCACCAGGCCAUCCUGGAGAAAGAGACAAAAGCAGCUCUGACAGAAGAGAAGAAGUUUCAGCAGCACAUCCUGGGACAGCAGAAGAAAGAGCUGACCAGUUUAUUGGAGUCCCAGAAACGUCAGUAUCGCAUGCGCAAGGAUCAGCUGAAAGAGGAGCUGAACGAGAACCAGUCCACUCCGAAGCGGGAAAAGCAGGAGUGGUUGAUCCGUCAGAAGGAGUGUAUGCAGCAGAUGCAGGCGGAGGAGGAAGCCAGCCUGCUGCGGAGGCAGAGGCAGUACUACGAGCUGCAGUGUCGCCAGUACAAGAGGAAGAUGCUGCUGGCUCGCCACAACCUGGAGCAGGACCUGCUCAGAGAGGACCUGAACAAGAAGCAGACCCAGAAGGAUCUGGAGUGCGCUAUGCUGCUGCGGCACCACGAGUCCACUCAGGAGCUGGAGUUCAGGCAGCUGAGCAUCGUGCAGAGGACCCGGGCCGAACUGAUCCGUACUCAGCACCAAACCGAGCUGACCAACCAGAUGGAGUACAACAAGCGCCGUGAGCAAGAGCUUCGACAGAAACACACUGUGGAGGUCCGGCAGCAGCCCAAGAGCCUCAAGUCCAAAGAGCUGCAGAUCAAGCGUCAGUUCCAGGAGACCUGUAAGAUCCAGACCCGUCAGUACAAAGCUCUGAGGAACCACCUGCUGGAGAGCACUCCCAAAUCCGACCACAAGGCCGUCCUCAAACGCCUCAAAGAGGAACAAACACGUAAGCUGGCCAUCCUGGCCGAGCAGUACGACCACUCCAUCAACGACAUGCUGUCCACACAGGCUGUGAGUAAGCUGCGGCUGGAUGAGACCCAGGAGGCAGAGUACCAGGUGCUGAGGAUGCAGCUGCAGCAGGAGCUGGAGCUGCUCAACGCCUACCAGAGCAAGAUCAAGAUCCACACAGACACCCAGCACGAGCGGGAGGUGAAGGACCUGGAGCAGAGGGUGUCCAUCCGCCGGGCCCUGCUGGAGCAAAGGAUCGAGGAGGAGAUGCUCUCCCUGCAGAACGAGCGCUCAGAGCGGAUCCGGACUCUGCUGGAGCGCCAGGCUCACGAGAUCGAGGCCUUCGACUCAGAGAGCAUGCGGCUGGGAUUCAGCAACAUGGCGCUGAGCGGCAUUCCCGCCGAGGCCUUCAACCAGGGCUACCCAACCCCCAGCCCCUCCUCGGGCUCCAGUGGCUGGCCGUCCCGACCCGUCCCUCGCUCCGGCAGCCACUGGAGCCACAGCGUCCAGAACUCCGUGUCCACCCCGUCAUGGCGCAGUCAGAACCACGGCGGGGGAGGCUUCAGCCGUGCAGAGUCCAUCACCUCCUCCCACGGCCUCGGCAGGGACAGCGACCCACACAAGAGCAUGAGGGGACACCCUUCCUCCUCUUCAUCCUCUGCUUCCUCCUCCGCCCACCAUCACCACCAGCACUACCAGCACCACCAGAGCACGCCGCAGCUGUACCGGGAGAGCCAUGACAUCAGCAGAGAGCGUGAGCGGGCCCGGGAGUGGGUGGGAGGCGGCCACUACCCGUACCACUCCCAGAGCCACUACCACCACCACCACCUCGCUACCCACGCCUCCUCCCAGUCCUUGGCUCUCCUGCCUCCCCCGCCACCACCUCCCCCAAUCUCCCUCUCCUCCAACUCUCCCCCAUCCUCCGCCUCCUCCUCGUCAUCGUCGCAGGGAGGCUACGGAGGGGGGAACCUGAGCGUCAGGGGCCCCAGCCUCAUGGCCCUCAGGAACAGCCCCCAGCCUCUGAGGAGGACGGCCUCUGGGGGGCCGGGGGGCGGGAGCGAUGGGGGUCUGAGCCGAAGCACGUCGGUCACUUCUCACAUUUCUAACGGCUCUCACCUCUCGUACUCCUGAGGGCGCCUCACGUCUCCUCUCUGCUUGGAUCUGUCCAACAAACAGGGCUACCAGUCACUCAGCCGGCUACUACACGGGGCGCAGGGUGGAGGGUGGGGGGGCGUAGUUAGGUAGUUUUCAGUUUUUAGCAUAUUUGAGGAUGUUUCAUCGGGCUGUAGAAAACAAACCCUUCGUUUUAAAGUCAAUUUUAGCGUCUCCUUUCUUAAAGUGUGCAGGGAGAGAAAGAGAGAAGAAGCCUUUUAAUCACUACAGAGCAGAAACACGAGUAUUAAGUUCUCUUCCACAGAGUUGCACAGGAAGAGUCAUGAAACACCUUAAAGAGAGGACAUAAAGAAGUGAAACAGAGCCAUGUGUUGCAAAGGGAACGAGUCAAAAGAAGAAAAGAGGAAAAAAAAAAAAAAAGGAGGACUCGUUCGUUUUGUAACACUCUGAAAACAUUGCACAGUAUUGAGUUUUGCAGUCAGACGGUUUAACUGCAGGAGUCGCCGGUCGGACCAGGUUCAGCCUCGAGCUCAGACCUUCUGGCCUUCAGGUUUAAAGUUUAGCAGGUCAACGGGCAACAGUCGUGAAGCUUUCACUUGGGUAGCGGUGCUUUAAAAAAACCACUGUAACUAUGUAUAUGGCGGUCAAUUGUAAACCCAGUUUUUGGUUCCUGCGUGUUUCAUACGUUCAGACGAGUUCGGUCGGUUCUUUCGGGGGAGGCGGGUCGUCAGUCGACCGGGGGGGUUCUUUAAAACACGUUUCUUUUUCCUUUAUAGUGAUAAGAUUCUGUAAAUGACAAUGAAAACAAACACUGCCAUCUCUGUGUUGAAACUCUACCACUGCCCUUUAACUCCUCUUCACUCUGACAUGUUUGGGAGCUUGUUGGCUGUCGGUUUGAUCCCUCUGUGUGUCCACUCCAAAUGUGCAUACAUUGUGGUGAAGAAAAUAAGUCAGAAUAAGUAAAAGAAAUUCUAGUAAGCGAUUAUUUGAUUUAAAAAAAUGUUGUGAAGCUGUUUUGAUAGCUGCCAACUUGUCCCUGCUCCUCUUUGGGAACCACUGAUCUGAUUCAAAGGAGGAAGCAGCGUCUCUAAUCGUACAUUAAACUCAUAUUGAUGCAUUUAAAGAUGGACGACAUGCCUGCAUCUCCUCCUGCUGGGCAAAGUGAAGCCAAAUCCAAUCAUGCAGGAGGCGGGCUUUAUGACCGGCCAAUCAGCUGAUGGAGCUCCACAUGUUUUGGCUUUCCAUCCUCCAUCUAUGAAGCUGUUUUUUAUUCUAAUGCUCAUAAGGCAGAGUUCAUGACACACAGAGGAGACAGCCAAUAAGAACAUCCCAAAAUGUCAGAGCGCUCCAUCAAAGGGACGCUGCCAGAGAGUGUUUCUGAGUGAAUCGAGCACUUAAACCUUCGUGCUCUGCGUGAGUGUGUGUGUGAGUGUGUGUGCAGCUUUCCCACACCUCCACCUGCCCCCCCUUCCUCCUCCUCCCCUCCUCCUCUCCACAGUUCGGUCUGCAUCUGUAGAUAAGAUGUACAUGUUACAUUACAGAUUAGUACAUUUCAGUGCAUGGAAUUUGUGUACAGACAGCAUUUGUAUGGAUACCAUGCACACUACCUAUUUAUAUAAAUGCAUAUAAAUGUAAGAUACCUGUGUAAAUGUAGCAGGUAUACUGAAGAUUGUUCACUGUCCAACACUUUUGACUUGCAUUGUACUUAUCAGUGUACAUAAAGCACUAACUUUGAGACUGUGUUAGAGUAAUAAUAAUGAUUAUUUUGUCACGUGAGUUAUACCGAUUUGUACUAGAUGCAGACAAUAGAUGCUCUCAUUAUUAUUACCUCUACUGCAGUUGUAAUAUUUAUGUUGUAUGCUAAUUUUUAAGUUUUUAAAAAUGUAAUUGCCAAUUUUGACCACUAGGUGGGGAUUAAGCGCAAUGUUACUGUGAUAGAGCUAUAAAAAAAAAAACAACAAACGCAUAAAAACAGAUAUUAAUGUUUUUAAAGGAGGACAAAAAGGACUACCUUUCCCAGCAUUCCUGUCUCAGGUCUCAGGGGUGAAGGGGUCUCCAGUUCUGGGCAGGGCUGAGUUCUACUCUUUACAGUUUUUUAUUUUGAGCCAGUAUUAAAACGUGGAGCGUCUGCAGUCGAGCUGAAUAACAUUUCCUGAUUCUUUCACAAAGUUUGUGCCAUGAUUUUUGUUUUUUUUAUUUCAUGUUUCGCUUUUCAAACGUCCCCACGAAAAAAACGCUGUAAGCUGCAGAUUGUACGGAGCCUCAAAGUGGUCAACGUGACGUCAGUUUAAAAACCUGAAGAGCUUUUAAUAUGAAAGGGUGAUCCUUUUACUUCAUCAUAUAAUUAUCAUCAGGGAGGGUGAUUUAAAAAGGGAUAUAUUUUACUUUAGGGUCAUUUUUCACUCAUGUUUAUAAUAAUGUAUGGUGUCCUGUAGAGGACAAUAAGUCAACAAAAAAAACUGAUUGGUUAAAAAAAUAUUUUAAAAAGGAGUGUUAUCCCUGAAAAGUUUUGCAAGCAAAUAAAUGCUUCUUUUUUUUAUUUUUCAAACAUUUUUUUAUGGAAACAGAAAUCCAGUAUUUGAUUUUAUCUUAUAUCUCCAGGACAGUAAGGAAUAAAUUCAACACCUAAGAAACAAUGACACAAAAUGCAAAGUACUGGGAAAUCUAGUGGGAAAAAUCAGCCAUAUUUUUAAUCUUCUCCUUUGUGGCCUCUUUAGGCUUCCUUAUAAAAAAGUCCAGAGAAGAGUAAUAGUACAGAUUUGAUCAUUCAUAUAACUCCUGUGUCUCAUGUCGACCACUUUGAGGCUCCUGAACUUCUCAAUCAAACAUCUCUUGAUUUCUUUCUGCACGGUCCGAAUGGGUAGAAAAAAUAAUCAUCUGCUGGCUUCCUGCAGCCGCACGCACCCAGACAGGUGGAUGACAAAUCAGCUGGUCUCCCUCCACCUGUCACAUGACCCCCCCCCCUUCCAUCCAUCCAUCCAUCCAUCCAUCUCUGCUGCAGGACGCUGAUCUCAGUGUGAUCAGAUGCUGUCUGUCAUGUCUACCUCAUUUGCACUGAUAGUUAAAGAAUGUUUGAGUGGAGGAAAAGAAGAAGCAUAUUUCUGUAUGCAGACUAACAUUUUAGUUUCUUUUUCUGUAUUUGUGCAAAUGUUGCUGAGAAGCUAGAUGAGAGCGGGCGGGCUGGGGGGGCGGAGAAGUAGAAAGCGGACUGAUGGGACAGACUGGACUUUAACAAUCCCCCAUGGAGACACUAUAAGGAGGACAAGCUGCCUGACAUGUUGGGCUCGUCUUUGUGGAGGGAAGCGUUCAGAGGAAAUCCUCAAACCACCAGAAAACAUACGAAACGUGAGAUUUCAGUGUGCCAACUUUUAGUUUAUCUUUUUUUUUUUUUUAUGCAUUAUUUUGUACAGUUCCAGUGCUGACCAUUCCUCAGUUGUGUUAUUUCAUUUUGCCAAUUAAAGCUGCACUGGGGAGUCAGAGAAACCUCCAACGACACAGAAAUAUGAAUACUGUUUGUACCGGCAGAUAAACGUGUGCAGUUCACUGACAUCAGGACUUUUGUGCAUCCUUCAAGGAUUGUGGGAAUGUUUUGUUUGCUCAGAUGGGAGGAUGUGAAAUCUGUCCACAGCAGCAGUCUGAAUUAAUCUGCUGGACUUCUUCAGUUCAACAUCAUGUAAAUGGAAAAGCUGUAAAUUCCUACGUUUACAAAGUGACAACAAACCUCUCAAAGAGCCAACUCUGUGGUGCAUUCAGGUGCAGUGUGACAACGACUGAGUCCAGUAGAAACACGGUUAUCAAGCAAACAUGGAAGUGAAGUUUUGAGUUGCUGCUUGUUACAGAUCAAAUCCUCCAAUCUGACUUUGAACAAGCUUCCCAGAAUGCCUUGCUGUUAUUCCUUUUCCCGUUAUGGGUCCAUAUGUUUCCUUGUGCAGUCUCAAUGUUUCUGCUCCUGCCUCCACUCCUACAGGCAGGACCCCCUCACCCUCCCUCCCCAAUAGAUACAUAAACUGACAGGAAGCUCAGCUGUGAGGAUGAGGAAGAUGAUGAUGAUGAGUGUGGAGAUGUAGAGUCGGUGUUGGGUGGAUGUGUGUGGGGAGACAUGGAUGGUUUGAGAAGUGUUUUUUUCAGCAGGAGAUGAAGUUAAUGUUCAGGUUAGAUGCAAAAUGUUUGGAGGAGUGUUGAGAAACGAGUUGUACAGAAACGUAACAAAAUAAUUUUUGAGAAAUAAAUGAACAAAAACAGAAA